Messenger RNA from Ceratotherium simum simum (southern white rhinoceros), 930 nucleotides. The record is from RefSeq and is a predicted model, not a curated record. Lineage: Eukaryota; Metazoa; Chordata; Mammalia; Perissodactyla; Rhinocerotidae.
AUGAGGACAGAGCCCCCUCUGCCUCCUCACAGCCUGGAGCUGACCAACAGCAGCCCCACCCCACCGUCACCUCAGCAUCCGGAUCCCAGUGACCGGAUCAGGGACAGACCCCUCCCUAUGAAGGCGGGAGAUGGAGAAGCUCCCGGAGGAGGCGAGGCGGAGGCGCCGGCCCUGCUGCGGCUCAUCGACCAGCACGGGGGGGGGCGCCAGGCUCCCCCCGCGACGGCGCUGAGAUCCUGGAGGGGCCAGGCCGUUCGGCCGCGCGGCCUGCGGGAAGGCCUUCAGCAAGUGUGGGAGCUGUUGAGCCACGAGGUGGUGCACACGGCGGCCCGGCCCUUCCUCUGCGGGCUGUGCGCGGCCGCCUUCAAGAGCCACUCGGACUGCAAGAGCCACCGGCUGGUGCACAGCGACGGGCGGCCGCACCGCUGCCACGCCUGCGGCAAGCGCUUCAAGCGGGCCAGCCACCUGCAGGAGCACCAGCGCCUCCACACGGGCGAGCGCCCCUUUCCCUGUCCGUCCUGCCCGCCCGAAGCGCUUCAAGACCCCCUACGAGCUGCACGCCCAGGAGCCACUGCACGCCCCUUCGCGGCCCUUCUCCUGUCGGGACUGCGGCAAGGGCUUCGCAAUGGGGCCGGCCCUGCUUCUGCACCGGCGGCAACUCUGCGAGGACAAGCCUCGUGCGUGCGGGUGUGCGGCAAGCGCUUCACGUCCGGGCACAGCCUGCGGGUGCACGGGCGCGUGCACACGGGCGACCCUGUGCGCCCUUAUGCCUGCCGCUUCUGCCCCAAGCUCUUCAAGGACCUGGCCUACCGUGCGGUCCACGAGAAGGUGCACACGGGAGACACGCCCUAUAAGUGCAGCAUCUGCAGCAAAAGCUUCGCACAUCCCAGCAACCUGCUGCAGCAUCAGAGGGUGCAUCGCGACGCGUGA